AAACGCAAUAUUCCACUGAUUACAAUGGACCAUUUGCAGAAAAUCAACUCACUACAACCAAUACGAUCCUUGACAGAAUCUGAGUUAAAAGUAUUCCUGAAAUUUCAACAUGCCAUAGGCAAGGUGUUAUACUUUGAUGAACACAGAUUAAACCGUCAUAUUAUUUUGUCUCCAACCCAUUUAAUUGAUGCCUUUAAGUCUAUUGUUACUGAUAGAAGUUUCUGCCAAGGAGACAAAGAAAGAGAAGAGUUAUGGGAUGUAAUGGGCAAGAAAGGGGUGGUAUCAAAACAAGUUAUCCAACAAAUUUGGAAAAAAAAAUAUCGGAAAUUUUACAAUGAUAAAGAUUAUUUACUGAAUGUCAUGACCCAUCUCGAUAUAUUGGUUGAACCAAAGAGAUACGACUUAGAUCGCAACCGUAUACCUGCUGACUUUUAUUAUAUCGCAAGUAUGGUACGAGCGAAAGAUGAUUCUGGGUACCUUAAGUCAGCAGGCAUUGCUGACAGGAGUAUUGCCAUAGCUUUUCAGUCUUCUUCACUGAUGAUACCUCCUGCAUUAUCAUUUAGAUUUAUAAGUUACUGUCUAUAUGUAUGGGCAGUGAAAACAUACGGAGAGUCAAAGAACGACAUGUUGUUCCAUAGGUCAGGGGUGUUCACUCUAGAUCCUUCUUUGGAUAUGUCCAUUACUUGCGAAGAUGACAUGAUUAUUGCCCGUCUUGUUCAUGCUAGAACAAACACACUGAUAUCGAGGGAUAUGGCUUACAGCAUUAUUGCGUGUUUAACAUCUGCAUUAGAAAAAAUAAGUCAGUUAUAUAUCAGAACAAGCAGCGACUCCAGUCACAUCAGUGAUGCAGCCUUUAUUACAAGAAUAUGUUGUAACUCACCAGAUAAUCCAUGUAUCAUCGACGUCAGACAACUAGAAAACAUAAGCAACAUAUGGAUAUGUCCUUCACAUGGGAUUGAACAUAACAUAAAUAUAAUCACAUCAUGGUUCCAAAGAAAGGGAGACGACAAAUGUGAACCAGAUUGUCCAGUUACAACUGAAGAGUUUUUGAAAGAGAUUCCAUCAGAUCUACAUCUGCGUCGAUUAUCCCUGCUGUACAACAGAGAUGAGAUAAGACAACUGGCUACGCACCUGGGACUGACAUAUGCUGAAUGGGAAAAUGUUUGUGACCAAGAAAGUCAAAGUGACGAACCGGAGAAACUGAAAUUUGAAAUCCUCAGAAAAUGUCGGAACACAUUUUCGUUGACAUUUAAAAGCAUAAAGGAUGCCACGGUGUAUGCAAACAUACAAAACCCUCAUACCAUCUGCAAGGUUGUAGCAGGAGCAAAUAUUGAUUUAGAUGACAAAUGGGAUAUAGUACCAACAGAAGAACACAUCGAUAGAUUGGCCCCAUUAAUUGGGAACAGUUCUCUUCACUUCUUGAUCGAACUUGAUAUGAAGUUUGAGACGUGGGAACAGAUUUGUUACAGACAAGCAGACAGAGAUUUGGUAAGACUGAACAAGAAUAUUUUAGAAGAAUGGAGAAAUCAGUUUUGCCGGUCGCACAAUCUGAAACCAACAUUGCGUAAAAUUGGACAGGCAUUUAGUAACGUUGGUAAACAUGGCAAAAUGGUUGAAAACACAUUAUCAGAUUUGGUUUGAGUACCUUUCAUUUAAACAUCAAUUUCAUGUGACUGGAGAAUGCUACAAGAAUAAUAAAUAUUAAGAAUAGAAGGAACCUACAACUGUUAUUGUAAGCUGAAAUCUUAACAUUUAAAUUUUAAAAUGCUUUUAUGUUUAACUUUUGCCAUCAUAAUCAAAGUAAACAGUGCAUUUUCUUUUAAACGUUGUUUUGAAAUUGUUUCAUGACAUGUGUACUAUAUACAUGUGUAACAAUUGUCUUUUUCUCACAAUUCAAGCACUUUUUUGUUUUAACCCUUCGUUAUUGAACACCAUUUUUUUUUAUUAUGUUAUUCUGCUUAUAUCUAUUUUCCCUAAAGACUAAUAAUCAUAUAGAUACCAUGUUUAUGUAAGAAACAACUGUCAGAUUUGUAUUUAUUGUUAUUUAUCUAAAAUAUGACUUACGGAAAACAAAAUCAUCUCUUCAACGUCACGUCAUUCAUCACCGUUGUUGUUGUCUAUUCAUUUGGUAUGUUUAAGGUUUUUGGUUUUGCCAUUUGAACAUUUGAUUAGGGACUUUCCGUUUUAAUAUUUCUAAAAGCUUGGUGUUUUUUUUAUCUAACUUUCUACACUAAAAAUGAUUAUAAUAGUUCUUCAGCAUUCUUAUUAAAAUUUUGGUUGGGGCUGUUAACACAUUUUAAAACUUAUCCGAACUUUUACUUUAAUUCAAAGUCAAACAUAAUGAACCAGUAUUUUUGUUUUGUUUUGUUUCUACUAAAUAUCAAAUAUGUUUUGUUUUAUGUUUUUGAAUUUGUUUUUUUAAAUUUUGUUUGCAAUAACUUACAUUUUUUUUUAUUAUAUAUAAACAUAAUAAGAUGAGGUUAAUUAUGACUACAUAUGUCAUAAAGUGUUUGUGUAUUGACUAUUAUAAUGCACGUGCCUUUGUGAAUACUUUAUAUCAACAAGUGCGUUUUCAACUAUAUAUAUGAGCAAGUGCAUUUGAGAUGACUAUACAUUAAGAGGAUUCAGUGAUCAAUCACAAAUGAAAUACAUUUCAGAUAUGUAUAACCUGUUUUGGUUGUCUAGAUUGGUCAAACAGUAAAUAGCAUAAAAAAAAAAUUCAAAUAAGCAUAACUCCUAUUAAAAAUUAACAAUUACAUUUAAGAAAAAUUAAAUUUAAAUUAUGUUUAUGUACUGUCACUUAUUAAUAAGUAAUUAUUCAGAUUAGAACACAUAUUUGUUUAUGUAACAAUAAUCAGCCCUUUCAAUUUUAUAAAUUUUAAGGGCAUUACCCCUUAGAAUGUUUGUUAAGCAAUAUGAAUGUUUAACAAUUAAAAUAAUAAUUCACUUAAAAAAAUGCUUUUUUAUCAAAGUUUGGAUUAUUGAAACAAUGCUUGGCUAUUCAGAAGGUAUCCAUAAAUGUGCAAAUAUUGUAUUCUACCUAAGUAAAAUAAAGAAUUAAUGGAAAACAGAAUGAUUUUUUUUAUUAUUUAUAUAGAAAUUAUCUAGAAAUUACUCAAUGGUUAUCUGUUUAAAAAGUAUAGCUGUAAUACUAUGAAACUACACCAAGUCUUAACUAGUUUGUGUUGAAACCAGCUUAAAAAAUCAUAUUGCCCAUUAAUGACCAGUAUUACAUAGUUCUGGGAGUAUUGCCCAGCCCGGGAAAACACCCGGGAAUUCCCAGGCGAGUAAUACUUUGCCAACCCUGGUUUUUGCUUAAUAUUAGAAUUAUAGAAUACUUAAAUGAUUGAAACAAUAAUUCAGCAAUGUAAAUUUAUAUACAUGUUGAGAAGUUUUUAUUGCAGAGGAAUAUAUUUUGAUGUGUACAAUUUUUAUAUUAAGCUUUGUAUUUGUAAGUUGAGCAUGUUAAUAUGUAAAUUAUUUUAUCUCAUGUAGUAGCUCUUGUUCACAUUAUUUAGUCUCAGAUCCGUAUAUUUUUUGUUUUAUCUUCUUAUAUAUCAGCUCCAAAGUUUGUUACGAAAAUAUGUGUUUUAUCAAGCAGCAAACAAUCCAUGUAUAGUUGUUUUUAGGUUCAUAUGUAUAUAACUUUUUUUUUCUGGAAUAUUUGUUAUACUUUGGAAAGUUCUAAACAAAAGAUAGAUUGCUGGUCUAACGCCGCUGACAUCAUUAUGCUAAUGUUCAAAUGAAGAAUCAUAAAAUGUUGAGUUAAACAAAUUAAUGUCACAAAACCGAAAGCGUACCUAAAUUCCAAUGUUCCUCCCCUGGCAAUCAACAUCGCACCAGAUUCAUAAUUUCAAGGACUCAUCCUCCUAACAGAGUGAACUGAUCAAUCAGUUAUUUCUGAAUAAUUAAUUUUUAAAAACGUCUUCAUGUACGUUUUAUUAAUCUGUACAGACUCAUAAAACUAUUGAAUAUUGUUUCAGAUGAAUGACUUGCGAUGACAAAAUGUCGCAGUAGUAUGUUCAAAUCAAACAUAAAUAGUAUAUUGGCAUGAUUUAUAAAUGAAAAAAAAAAAUAAACAGAUAUAUGCAUCGAAAAAGUAUUUCAUUUUAACUACAAGGCUGCUUAAAAUCUGUUGUGAGUUCUCAAUGAAUUUUUUGUGACAAGAAAAGAGCUGACGGAUUAUGAUAACGGAACACAGUUCCGUGUGGUAUGAUAUAAACUGAGGGAAAUGAUCCCGGUAUUUCUUCUUUUUGUAGGUUUGAUGUGUAAAUAGUUAGUAUAGGAACCAGGCUUAAAAUUUGAUACGCCAGACACGCCUUUCGUCUACAUUAGACUCAUCAGUAACGCUCACAUCAAAAUAGUUAGCAUAGGAACCAGGCUUAAAAUUUGAUACGCCAGACACGCCUUUCGUGUACAUUAGACUAAUCAGUAACGCUCACAUCAAAAUAGUUAAGGCCGAACAAAUAUUUUUUUUUAAAUAAAACAUGUAAACAUUUAAAACAUAUUGCUUUGAUUACAACAUACCCCAUGAUGUUGUAGCAGACCCAAUGAUAAGGUUUUGAUAAGUUUUUUAAGACUGGUUUUCUUUUCUUGUUUGUUGAUUCUGUCGAAAUAUUAAGAAAUAUAAACCAUUUCAUAUAGAAUUAUAUU
Mytilus trossulus (common blue mussel) is the source of this 4653-nucleotide messenger RNA. RefSeq lists its product as uncharacterized. The record is from RefSeq and is a predicted model, not a curated record. Bases 25 to 1641 code for a protein of 538 amino acids. The transcript has 5 exons. Lineage: Eukaryota; Metazoa; Mollusca; Bivalvia; Mytilida; Mytilidae.